AUGGCGCUGGUGAACACGCUUUGUGCUGGUUUCCUUGCACCACGGCGGUGGCAGGCAAUAAAGCCGGCACACGUUGCAUUUUACAAUAGAUCUCUGGGCUCCUGCAGGUCUGCCGGGCAGCGGGCACGUUCUGUACUGGCCGCUAUCCCCUGUGCUUCUAGCUGUGCUUGUGCUGCUGAACACAAAGGUGCGUUCAUUCUUUUCGGUGUGGGACGUGGCCGAAGUCUUUCCCCUGGGCAGAGCCCGCAGCAUCUCCGCUCCCCUGCCCGCGAGUGCCAGCCGGGCCGGGCCCCGCUCUGCACAACCAGCGCUGUGCCCCCAGCUCGGGGUCCAUCCCUCCCGCCGCGACCCGCCCAGCCCCGGGGCCGGGCUGCGCUCCGCGGGGCUCACCGCACCGGGCCGGCAGGAGGGACGCGGGCAGCCAUGCGGUCCCGCCGGGCGAGCAGCGCUGCUGGCGGGGUGAUGGGGGGCUCCGCGGGGAUAAACCCUGGCUCUGUGUCUGUUCCAGGUGCCCCGGGUCCCCCGAGGAACCCACCCGGCGCCCGGCUCCGGCUGCUCCCGCUGCUGCUGCUGCUGCUGCUGCUGGCGGGUGCCCGGCCCGGGGCGCUGGCGGCAGGCGGCCACGAACACAGCCUGAAUCCCAACACUUCUUUGUGGGAUAUGGAUCAUGAAAGACUGUUUCACAGUAAGAAAACCCUUCCUGAGACCCUGGGCUCCUCCAGCCCACUCAGGAGCCGCUCUCUCCUGAGCCAUGAGGGAAGGAAGAGCUUAACCCAGAACCUGGGCCAGAAACCACAAGAAAAGCAGCUGUCCUGUGACAUGCUCCUUAAACUUUCCAGAUAUAUUUUAAAGGAUACCUUUGGAUCUAGCUUGGCCUGGAAUCUUUUUAGGUUUUAUAACUGUGAUCGAGAAGUUAACCUGCCCAAAAUCCGUAUCGGUCCUCUCAAGGUGGCCCAGCACAAGGUGAAGCCGUUCUUGCUGCACAGAGUGCUGCAGCUCCUCAGGAAUAUGGGAGUGUUGUCCGAAACUCAGCAGUCCAAGGCCUUCAGUCGGCUCAAGAAGCAAAUGCUUAACCCAAGGAAAGCACCGCUGAAGCCUGAGAAGGAACAAAGUGGUGUGAGGAUGUUUGGGAAUGUUCUUGCGCUGUGGGCGCAUCCUGUAGCAGAGCGUGAUGGUGUGAGCUUCAAACAGGCUGCGUAUGCUUCAAACCAGCACUGCUGCGAAACAGAAAUCAUCUUGCAACAUGCAAUCUGGAAAAGACUGGAAGGAGAACAGUCUAGCCCCCAAGCAUCACUCUACAGAUAGGUGCUUCCGUGUUUUCCUUAAACAGAGAUAGGAAUCUUCAGAAAAGCAGGAUGAUGUGGCCUGUCUCAUUUACUCUGAAGUCUUCUUUCUCAGGCCCCUGAACGCUUGAUCCAAUGGGAAAUAGCACUGAAAUAAUUCUCCUGAAUGUAGUUCUUUCAGGAAAAGAAUCCAACCAGUGUAUUUCUGUGGAUUUUGAGGCUAAAGACGGAAACUGGCUUAAACAGUGCUCACACCUCAAAAACGUGGAGCUCUUGUUCAGGAAAACCCCAUGUAAAGAGAAGCAGCUUUGGCUUCACUGAUCAUUUCAUGAUGCCAGCACAAUGUUUAGUGUGAACUAAAGCCCGUGUUAUGUUUGUUUCCACUAUUUCUAUAUCAGAUUAAUUGUUGCCUUUUAUUUACAUUGCAAGUCCAUGAAAUCUUUUGCAC
This is a messenger RNA of Neopsephotus bourkii (Bourke's parrot), 1731 nucleotides long. RefSeq lists its product as uncharacterized. The record is from RefSeq and is a predicted model, not a curated record. NCBI's taxonomy places the organism in Eukaryota, Metazoa, Chordata, Aves, Psittaciformes, Psittacidae. The coding region runs from base 1 to 1305 and encodes 434 amino acids. The transcript has 4 exons.